CGAGUAUCUGCAGCUAUCGAAUUCACUAACGCCAAUGCACAAACACAUUAUUUCAAACCGAUUUCAAAACAAUGAAAACAAGAAGUGGCAAGGCAUUUAUCUCUUCUGGUCGGGUUUCGGACUCGGGCUCCGGAAUGCGGGCAAGCCUUCGUGCAAGCCACCGCCCCCCGAAAAGAGGAGGCGCAUGGAGCCCUGCCAGGAUCACGCGGAAACCACGAACCAAUGUGUCCAGGGUCUCAGGCCUUUAGAAGGUCACUUUGAAACCGCCGAAACGAGUGAGCAGAAUGCGCUUCUGGAGGAAAUUCAUAUCAAGAGCGAGCCUAUCUGCGAAGAUCUAUGGGAUGUUCUAGACGAGCUUGGGGACAUACUAGAUGAGGCUGAGGAGCAGGCCGACAUAAUGGCCAAGGGGAAGGAGGCCGAUUUGUUGGAGGAGGAGCAGGCCGAAUCGGAUAAAGAUGGGGAUCCAGUAACCACGCCACCGCCGCCCUCCAUCUCAUUGACCGAUGACUUCUCCUUGUUCACCAGAAGGUCACGGCCCUACAACGAUAUUUCCCCCGUCAGCUUUAUUGAAUCCUUGCAGGAGUCUGGAGAAAUAUCAUCCAGUGAUCAAAGCGUGUUUCAGGAGAAGCAACCUGCCAUAAUUAUUAACUCGCCUGAAAUUCCCCUGGUGGAGUUCAGAAUUAGUCCAGAAGAGAAUCCCGAACGCUGCAGAAGUAGGGCUGCUGUCAAAGGAAGGUUAUCCUUGGAAACAUCUCUUUCAAAGGUCAAGCAAAUCAGUUCAGGUCAGAAACGUCUCCGCAGCAAAUCCAAAGAACGGAAGCGUGCUCGAAAAAAGAGUCCCUCAGUUCAAAAACUAAUUGUUAGUCGCAGCCCCAGCCCUCAUUUCAGAGGGAGGAGGAGGAGCCCUGCCUUGGAACCCAAAAGAAGGUCAAGCCCGGCCAAACACAGAAGGCGCAGGAGUCAGUCAAGAGACCACAACCACAGGCGGAGGAGGAGCUCCUCAAGGGACCGGAAAGCGCGCUGCCGUAGAUCACCUUCCCCAAGGCGAAGAUUCAGAUCCAGGUCUCGAAGUCCGAAUCGUACCAGACGUUCCCGUUCCAUACGAAAUUGCACUCCAAAAAGAAGAUCUCGAGAUGCCUCUCCCAGCAUUAGGCACCGGCACAGUCCCUCCCGUGGUCGACCUAGAUCGCCCGGAUUUAAGUCAAGGAAUGUCCGAAGAUACUCUCCAAUACGCCGUCCUCGACAUCGUUCAAGAAGCACAUCUAGGCCAGCCAAAAGCUUGGUACGACAGCGACUUGGAAGCAAAGUUCCGUUGCGGGAUCGUUCAAGGAGUAUACCCCGGCUAGCAGGAAACCCCUUCCCAGAGCGUUCAAGCAGCAGAUCCAAAUCAGCAAAGAUUACGCAGCGAGUGUUUUCAAGGACCGCGUCGAGGUCGCGCUCGAGAAGUAAAAACAGGCCACUAAAGAUCGUGGGGCGCCAGCUCUCCUGCAGCAGGUCCAACGACCCAGAGAGUCCCAUUCAGGGAAGGGAACGUUCAAGGAGUAGAUCUCUGCCUCCCCAGAAACCUACCGUGAAACCACUUGUAGAGAAGUGCUGGUCGGGCGACCGAGGGGCUAAUAUUGUUGAGGUCAAGCUGCCAGUAGACCGCUUAAAGCCACUUCCGGACAGCGCCUCCACUACGUCCACUAUCUCACCGCGGCCUAUCUCCCCGAUGGUUACGCUCCACGACAAUCGAAUCAGCCGCCCAAAGGCGCUGCGCCAAUAUUUGCUGCCCACUCCACCUGCGCCACAAAUUUUCUAUUCGCAGACGCACUACACCCACUUAGAGUAUAGUCCGCAUCAAUUUCCAGGUCACCUGCCCGGGCCAUUCGAUCGUCCUCCACAGACGCUCGGUCCCAUCGGUCGUCCUCCACCGACGCUCGGUCCCUUCGACUUGCGCCGCCGUUUGGCCACGACGCGCUCCCUGUAUUACCUGGGGCCCAGCGAUCUGCGCCACCGGAUCCAGGACAUCUACGGGUCACCACCCGCCUUUAAUGCCUACGCCGAGUGGCCCACGGGUUACCCUGAACAGCAUCCCCCUAGCGGUUACUACUAAGAACCCACAUUUAAACAUUUUAUGUUUUGUCCAAGUAAAAGGCCUUUAUUUGUAUUGCCAAAGAUA
Molecule: messenger RNA, 2161 nt
Organism: Drosophila suzukii
Lineage: Eukaryota; Metazoa; Arthropoda; Insecta; Diptera; Drosophilidae
Product: protein SON
Source: RefSeq, a predicted model, not a curated record